CUCUAAACCACGUCCUAGCCGACGGCACCGCCUUUUGGAAUUUCUUCCAUUCAUGGUCGGAAAUAUCCCGCGGUUACCAACAAAUCUCCCAAAAACCAGUUCUAGAACGUUGGUUUCCAGACGACACAAAUCCCCCAAUAUAUCUCCCUCUAACCUUCAAAGAAAAAACCCUACCUCUCGGCGAUCUCACGCCGUCUCCCUUCCCAGAGCAGAUGUUCCGCUUGGCCAAAGAAAACAUCACCAAACUAAAAGAAAAAGCGAACGCAGAAACGGGAGAGAAGGGAUCUAUUUCCUCCCUGCAGGCAUACAUGGCGCACAUAUGGGUAUGCGUGACCCGAGCGCGAAGUCUCGAUGGUGAUGCAGACGUUCAAAUGUCGAUCACCAUCGGCACCCGAGCUCGGGCGCCUCUCCCAGAAGGGUACUGGGGGAACGCGCUUUACGUGAAGAUGGUGACGGCUAAAGCAGGGGAACUGUUGGCUAGAGGAUUGGGUUGGGCCGCUUGGAAGAUCAAAGAAACGGUUCAGAACGAGAGUAACGAGGAGGUGAUGAAGCAGUACCUGAGCUGGUGGAAAUCUCCGGUGUUUCUGGGGGAGAAGAAGCUGUUCAAGGCGAAGAACACGCUUGUCAUCGGCAGCUCUCCGCGGCACGACAUAUAUAGCACGGAUUUCGGGUGGGGAAAGGCGGUGGCAGUGAGGAGCGGCGAGGCCAUUAAAUCGGAUGGGAAGGUCACUCUUUUUGAAGGAGGGGAGGAGGGGAGUGUGGACAUAGAGCUAUGCAUUCAUCCCCACACUUUGCUUGGUCUCACUAAUGAUCCUGAGUUCAUGGAAUAUGUCACCCUUCCCCAUUCUCACUAAUGAAAAUGGUGAAGAGUUUGGCCUAAUAUGAGGAGUUAGAUGUGAAAUUACUUACUCCUGUCUCACUACUCGUUUGAGUUUUAAGUUCUUCAAAGGUUUGUUGAGUUUUUAAUGUUGAGUUUAUCGAUCCUGUUUCAAGAAUAAUCUUACUCCUUCCAAAAAUUAUAAACUCUUUUACCUUCACAAGGUUAAACUUUAUUCAUUUUCGUUAGUAGAUGAUUUUAAUAAUUGUAACACCCCUAU
Cuscuta campestris is the source of this 1097-nucleotide messenger RNA. Lineage: Eukaryota; Viridiplantae; Streptophyta; Magnoliopsida; Solanales; Convolvulaceae. The record is from the annotation of a GenBank genome assembly.